Messenger RNA from Dictyostelium purpureum, 3303 nucleotides. RefSeq lists its product as uncharacterized. The coding region runs from base 1 to 3303 and encodes 1100 amino acids. The record is from RefSeq and is a predicted model, not a curated record. The transcript has 8 exons. Lineage: Eukaryota; Evosea; Eumycetozoa; Dictyosteliales; Dictyosteliaceae.
AUGGAUAUUUAUAAAUUCGAUGACUUGUUUUUUUUAGUUUAUCGUAAUAAAUAUUUAAGAAAUAAAAUAUUUAAUUCAAUAAAAGAAAUCAAUAGAGAAUUAUAUUAUUUCACCUAUGAUUACUUUAAUAUUCCAUUAGAAGUUAUAAUAAAUAAUAAUAAUAAACAAUUAUUAAUAGAAAAAUUAAAAUUACACGAAAAAUAUUUUUACAAUGAUCAUAGUAAUAAUAAUAAUAAUUUAAAUAAAAAUCAAAAACAAAAUAAUAGUUGCCAUAGAAAAAAUAAUAAAGAAUUAUAUAAAUAUUAUUUCGAGAUUAAUAACAAUAAUGAUGAUAUUGAAAAAUUGGUAAAUUGGAAACUAUUUGAUUUCGAGUUAUAUCAGUUAAUAAAUAAAUUAUAUCCAAAUGUAAUUUUCAGACACAAUAAUAUUAUAUCAGAUAUAUUUUCAAGUGCCAAAUUAGAAAUUUUUAAAGAUUUGGAAUUAAAAAUAGAUGAUUUUGAGCCUUAUAGAUCAAAUGAUUACUCAUUUAAUGGAUUACUAUCAUACUCUAUAAUUAAUAAUGAUUUGGAUAUGAUAAAGUUGUUUUUUGAACAGUUUGACGUUACAAAUAGUGAUACUCACUCCAGCCGUGGUUUGGUUGAUUUUGUUAAAUCAGUUGUAAAAUAUUCGAAAAUUGGGAAUUUACCACAACAUGUUAGAUUGGUAGUAAGAAAUGUUCAGGUUUUAGAGUACUUAUAUUCAAUUAACUUUCCAACAGAGCAGCUCUAUGUUAGUCAAGUGUGCUUAAAUGAAGAUUUAUCAAAUUUGAAUUUAUUUGAAAAUAGAGAGGACUUAAAGUGGCUAAAUAAUGAAGAUGUUUCAAAUCAUUUAAAAUUCGAUUAUUUAAUCCAACAUAUCAACUAUGAUGGGUACAUAUACAGGGGUUCUUUCAAUGGGGAUUUAGAGUAUUUAAAAAAGUAUUUCUCGAUCAUAGGCGACAUCUCUUACUCCACAUUGAAAAGUACUGUGGAGCUGGGGUACGACGAAAUGGCACUUUUCAUAUUAAAUCAAUUUCCAACGGGUAUUAAAUGGUCACAAGAACAUCUAUUAGAGUUACUAUGUAAAACUGAUAAUAUCCAAAUAGUGGACACUGUUUUAAAGCUAAUGGGUGAUAUUUCAUCCAUUAAUUUCAUAAGUUGUAUCGAGAGUAAACCCAAGUUUUUUGAAAAGGAUUUUGAAAAGAGGAAAUUAUUAAUUAAAAGACUCUGUAGAAUACCCUGUUUAAUCAAGCAUUAUAUCAGUCAAAUAAACAACAUAUAUCAUCCAAAAUCACCAUUAGUUUCAUUUUUAAAAUCAAAUUUCAAUCCAUAUCAUCAACACCAAAGCAACCUUAUACAACCAUCACUCCCAUUGGUUUCAAACCAAUCUUUAAUAUACGACUUACACAAAUUCCAGCUAUCGCCAAUAAUUAUGAAUUUUUUUAAAGUUAAUAAAUUUAAUAGAAAACAACUAAAAGAUAUUUUAUCAAGGGUUUCAAAUAAGAUUUUAUUAUAUCUUUUCGAAAAGAAUAUAAUAGCAAUCAAUUUAAUUAAAAAGUUAAUCAAAAUAGCCAUUCAUACAUCAAAUACAUUAAUAAUCAAUUUAUUAUUAAUGAGAGGAAAUCAAUCAUUUAAAAAUUAUAAUUUAUUCAAUUUAAAAAAUCAACAUCCAUUACAACAUCAACAAAUUUCAAAUUACUAUAAUGAAAUUCAUUAUUUAAUUGUUUAUUAUUCCUAUAUGGAUUUUGAAGGUAGUGGUACAGGUAGAAAUUUAUCAAUAAUUAAUUAUUUAGUAAAUGAAAAUUAUAUUUUUAAAAAUAGUAAUAAAAGCAAUAGUAAUAAUAGUAUUAUCAAUAUAGAAAAUAAUAAUUUAAUAAUAAAAAAUAGCAAUAUUAAUCAAAUAGAGGGUAGUAAUGAUAAUAAUGAUUUUUUUUUCUAUCAAGAUCAUAGUUUAAUUACUAUAAAUAACAGUGUUUUAAAUAAUUCAAUCAAUCAAGAAACCAAAACAUUUUUAAACGAAUUACUUUUACCAAACCGAAAAAAUUUGUGUGACCAAUUAUUUAAAUGGAAGGAAUUUGAUGUGGAGUUGCUAGAAUUAGUAGACCAAACAUUCCCAGGUUUUAUUGAUUAUAAAGAAUCCUAUCUAACAGAAGCCAUUAGAAAUGUAAAUUUGCAACUAUUUAAAGAACUUGAAAAUAAAUUUCCAAUUAAACAUAUAGAAAUAGUUCAAUCAUUUGGUUUUGAAUUAAAAGAGAAAACUAAAGAGGAAAUUAUAGAGUUUUAUAUUUAUAUUAAAGAAAAUUAUCCAUCCGCCAUCAACAUUGUUUCAAUCGAUAAACUCGCAAUAGAUAUUAUUCUUGAAUGCAGAUCAAAUGAAUUGGGUGAAUUUAUAAUUUCGGAAUAUAUUCGAUAUGAAAAUUGUAAUGAUUUUACAAUGUUAUCAUUAAUAUUAUCCACUUUGCAAAAUAAUAGAACUGAUAAUGAUAGCUUUUUAGAAAUAUAUGGUUUCAAAAUUAAUAAAAAUGAAAUUAAAGAAUUAUCUUGGUCAUGCGUGGAGGACGACUUAUCAAAUAUUCAUCUCUUUAAUGAUAGAAAUGAUAUUGGUUGGGUAUUGGAUGAUUACCCCACAUCAUUACUAAAGUAUGAAUAUUUUAUCAGAGGAUCAGGGUCAAGUACUUAUUGUUUCAAAGGCUCUUUAAAUGGUGAUUUAGAAUACUUAAAAAAACAUGUUUUAUAUUGUUCCAGUUAUAGAAAAGUCUCAGUCUCAACAUUAAAAAGUGCCGCUAAAAAUGGUUAUCAAGAAAUGGUGGAAUACAUUCUAGAGAAUCACUUUUCAGAACAUUGGAGUAUUUUGGAUGUAAUUCAGGUUUUAUCAUUUAUCAGCACCGAGUCUAUAAUCAAAAUUUUGUCAAAGCUAAUCGAUAACAAAAAGUUUACAAUAGAUUACAAUUUGCUUUUAAACACAAAAAACUCCAUUUUUAUUAGCAACUAUGAUGACAGAAAGAUAUUAAUUAACUGUUUAUAUAAAUUACCAAAUUUUUUAAACUCUUUUAUCCAUCACAUCAACACCAGAUACGAAAAAAAAUCACCACUAUCAAUAUUUUUAAAAAUUAAUUUUAAUCCAGUUUACAUCGAUACUGAAAUAAUAUCUGCCAAUCUUCGACUCAAUCAAAUAUUACCCGAAUAUGGUUUUUCAAAUUACCUCAAAGAUGAAGAUGAUUCUUUAUGGUGUAUUAAGUCAUCAGUUUAUUGUGUUUUUUGUUUGGGUAUUUAUUGUGUACCUUAA